GAAGAAGAACUUUGACAUUUUCUUUCUUUUUGCAAAUUACCAUCCAUUUUGCCCUCGUGGAUUUGUUAACUUUUUGUGUAAAAUAAUAUAAGAUAUAUCAAAUCCAUAAGAUGCCAGCUGUUGACAUUAAAUCUUCGUGGGCCGAUGAGGUGGAGCUUGAUUACGGUGGUCUACCUCCACCAACCGAAGUAAUUGAAAAUGGUUUCAAGUACGUCACAGAGUAUAAAUAUAAUAAAGAUGACAAGAAAACCAAAGUUGUGCGCACAUACAAAAUCACAAAGGAGGUGGUACCGAAAACAGUGGCCAAACGCCGUACAUGGCCAAAGUUUGGUGAAUCCAAGAAUGAUAAACCUGGGCCAAAUUCCCAAACAACCAUGGUCGCCGAAGAAAUCUUUAUGCAAAUCUUGAACACCAAGGAGGAGGAGAAGAGCAAUGAUCAACUUUUGGAUCUUAGCAAGAACAUCGCCAAGUGUCGUAUUUGUAAUGGUGAGCAUUGGUCCGUCAACUGUCCGUACAAGGGUACCUCGAUGGAUACAAAUCUUAUGGAGAAAAAGGCUUCGGCUGCUGCCGCCGCUGCUACAGAAGCUCCCAAACCUGGCAAGUAUGUGCCCCCGUUCCUCAAGGACAGUCAAAAGGGAGGCAUUGGUGGUAUACGUGGUCGCGAUGACACAGCCGCUAUUCGCAUUUCAAAUUUGUCCGAGUCCAUGACGGAACAAGAUUUAGAGGAACUUAUUAAGCGUAUUGGACAACAUACCAAAAUGUAUUUGGCACGCGACAAAAAUACUGGCCUAUGCAAAGGCUUUGCUUAUGUUCACUUCCGCCAACGUAAAGAUGCUGCUGCUGCAAUUGAAAUUCUCAACGGACAUGGUUAUGAUCAUUUGAUUCUUAGUGCGGAAUGGUCCAAACCUCAAAAUAACUGAUACGUCGUAAGAGAUUCCACAAACACAACAUACAACAACAAUAAAUAAAAGUCAAUAAGAGAAGCAGCAGUCUUUUAUACAAUCACAUACAUAUAUCUAAUUAUCUAGAGUACAGGCGUUGAGAAUUUUGAAAAAUGAAAACGUUUGUUAAUACUACGUUCGCUGAAAAUGGAAAAAACAAUUUAGAAUGUAAGGUUACAAUAAAAACUGGUAACCAAAGA
Molecule: messenger RNA, 1141 nt
Organism: Stomoxys calcitrans (stable fly)
Lineage: Eukaryota; Metazoa; Arthropoda; Insecta; Diptera; Muscidae
Gene: eIF3g1
Product: eukaryotic translation initiation factor 3 subunit G-1
Exons: 2
Coding region: 111-920 (269 amino acids)
Cellular component (GO): cytoplasm; eukaryotic translation initiation factor 3 complex
Molecular function (GO): translation initiation factor activity; RNA binding
Source: RefSeq, a predicted model, not a curated record